Messenger RNA from Etheostoma cragini (Arkansas darter), 2242 nucleotides. It is a transcript of the gene oscp1b, whose product is annotated as organic solute carrier partner 1b. The transcript is spliced from 10 exons. Gene Ontology annotation, cellular component: cytoplasm; plasma membrane. Lineage: Eukaryota; Metazoa; Chordata; Actinopteri; Perciformes; Percidae. The coding region runs from base 164 to 1306 and encodes 380 amino acids. The record is from RefSeq and is a predicted model, not a curated record. Gene Ontology annotation, biological process: transport.
AUUGGCUGUUUGCUUCGUGGCCUGGCAACCAGAAGAGGCUUUACCAAACAGACAGACCCCCCCCCCCCCCCCCCCCCCCCCCCCGCGCCCAACCAGCAAACAUUCGAGCUAGCUAGCUACAAUCGAGAGCUACCUAGCGACAUUCAACCCUCCAAAUACCGUCAUGUCUUCAAGAACUCUGCCUCUGCUAUUCAUCAACCUUGGCGGAGAAAUGCUGUACAUCCUGGACCAGCGGCUUCGAGCUCAGAAUAUCCCUGCUGACAAAGCCAAGAAAGUUAUGAAUGACAUCAUCACCACCAUGUUCAACAAAAAGUUCCUAGAAGAGCUUUUCAAGCCACAAGAACUUUACUCCAAAAAAGCCCUGCGGACUGUGUUCGACAGGCUGGCCCACGCCUCAAUAAUGAGACUCAAUCAGGCGAGCAUGGACAAGCUCUAUGACUUGAUGACCAUGGCUUUCAAGUACCAGGUGCUUCUCUGUCCUCGACCUAAAGACAUCCUCCUCAUCUCCUUUAACCACAUGGAUGCAAUCAAAGACUUUGUGAAAGACACUCCCAGCAUUCUCAGCCAAGUUGAUGAAACGUACCAACAGCUCAUAGAGAUGUAUACAACCUUGUGUAGUGGGGAAUUCCAGCUGAUCAGACAAACUCUUCUUAUCUUCUUCCAAGACAUGCAUAUAAGAGUUUCUAUUUUCCUCAAGGAUAAAGUGCAGAACUCCAAUGGGCGUUUUGUGCUUCCCACCAGUGGUCCUGUGCCUUAUGGAACACAAGUCCCUGGCUUGAUAAGGAUGUUUAGCUGUACUGGUGAAGAGGUGACCAGGCUGCAGUUCAAUAAUGGAGGAAACUAUACCGCGGCUCUCCGGGAAGGAUCUUUCGAGAUAUUUAGAGACAGGGUCACCAAACUCGGCACAAACAUGUACAGUGUAAGCCGCCCAGUGGAAACACACAUGUCGGGAACAUCUAAAAAUUCUGCUCAGCACACUAAGGUCAACACUGCUCCCAACCCUCUGGCCAAAGAGGAGCUAAAUCUGUUGGCCAAGUUAAUGGGAGGGCUAGACGUUCCGAAAUCAGGAAAUGCAGACAACAGCUUCCGGGUCAACCUCUUCAAUACCGAUGAGGAGGAAGAAGAGGCAUUGAUAUCAAGACCAGGUGACCUUUCAUAUGGAGUUAUUAACAUCCAAGCAACAAAGGACCAGCAAGUCAAUGCAGAGCUGGCCAAGAUCAUGGGGGAGUUCACAGAGUCUGGAGAUCAAUCUCCCAGUUCCAGCAGUAAAGGAGACGACCUUCUGGCCAUGAUGGACGGGCUGUGACAUGGUCACCCUGACAAAAAUGCACAUUGGGUGGGGCACAAUGCAUCGUCAAUGUCUGUUUUUACUGUAGACCAGGCGUCUGUCUGUAGCUGCGUACACACUGCAGCAACCUGACAUGCCAUCAGAAAACCUUAUUUGGAUGAUUUUAAAAUGGAGAUGUGUGCAGGUGUUUCAACUGGUUGUCAAAUGACCAAUUGCAAAUUUGCAUAGUCAACAACAAAGAAAGUGGUGAGCCAAGCUUUAAGGUGUAAUGGCAUGUUUGGAAAAAAAAGAGUUUCAGUGCAUCAAAAUAUACAGUGGGCAUACUGUAUAUUAGCGUAUGUGGUAAUACCAAAACAUCUGUUCGUAUCAUGAUGCAUUUGUUCAAUCAGAGUCAGACUUUGCUGCUAUAUCCACAAAAUACACAUUCCUUUAAUUUUACACAAUGUAAUUUAUCUUAAAUGUCAAUACAUCUAUGUUUUAGUUUGAUUUGAUUGUUUAUAGUCCAUAGUUCCAUGUUACACAGUGCUCUAUUUUGAUGAACAAAUUGUGAUAUUAUGGGGGAAUUGCAGAAAACCAAAGUGCUCUUUCUAUUGUGAUUAAAAAUCCCUCAAAUGUUUAUUUUGGUGAGAAAUAUAUUUAUCUUGCAUCACACUGUACUACCUUUAAACAGUAUGAGAGCAACUUGUAAGACAUUUUUCACUACCCUGUGAUGUCUCUAGUGUUAAGCUAUGGCCCAAGAAUGUGCUCAUAUCAGUUUAUGUUUAUUAUAGUUUAUUAGUUUAUUAUGAUAUAUAGAGCAAUUCAGUAAAAGUUAUGUCUAAUAUGUAAAUAUGAUCAUACUUUAUUUAUUUAAAUGUAUAAUGUUCUGUGUAUAGGAAGGUACAAAUUGCUACAGUUGUUAAAUUGUUGAAUGUGUGAUGAAGGAUUUUUAAUAAAUAGAUAGAAAAAUAUGUA